Pelagomonas calceolata is the source of this 2756-nucleotide messenger RNA. The record is from the annotation of a GenBank genome assembly. Lineage: Eukaryota; Pelagophyceae; Pelagomonadales; Pelagomonadaceae.
GCCAAGGAGCUAGCGACAUGUAACACACUAGCAAGCACGGGACGGCCUCCGCCGAGGCGGCUUACGCCAGGCGUGGUGCAGCAGGGCUCCUGGGAGCGAGGCGUGGCGCAUCUCAACUAUUGGGAGCGAUCCGUCGUGCCGCCUCGCAGCCGCCGGACACGUCUGCAAGCUAUAGGCUGUGAACAGCCAGUUUAGCAGCCAACAACAAUAGCAGCCAAAACGAUGCAGCGGGGUUUCACGUCGAGCAGCCCGCGCGACAGCCAGGAGCGGCCGCGCAGCGUCGAACCGGCCGUACCCUUGAAGAGCGUGGUGCACAACCCCGGCACGUCUUCCUUGUUCCCGAGCUUCGCGAGCCUUUUUGACGACGGCCCGGCUAUUACACCUAGACAUGCGCACGAGCUCAGCUUGCAAAGAGCCGUGACGAGUCAAGACGUGGCUCCCUUACUCAAUUCAAGAAUGAGAGAGCUCUACGCGCGCUUCAGCAACAAUCAACCAGACGAGAACGUCGAGGACGAAUCCACGCAACGGGAGCGUGCCGUGGCCGCGCGCAAAGCACUCCAGGACGUGCCGCGGAGCUUCUUUGCGGAUGACGCGAGCUUUGAGCUCCAGAACGCGUCCAGUGCCUUCGCAUCUAACUCAUCUCUGGACGACGCCGAGCGAACAAAACAACUGGACGAGGCCCAGGCCCACUUGGAUGCGGUGGAAGGCGCUCUGGUAGCGCAGCUCCGCGAUAGUUCCGACGACUUCUUUGACGCGCUCGGGGAUUUCCGGGCGUUGUGGGGUCAGGUGUCGCGCACGGGCGCCCAAGUCCGGGCAUUGAGGACGAAGCUGAGGGAUACGCAGUCGGACGCCGUCGAGGGGACGAUGCGCGUGCCUCGGCUAGCUUGCAGACAAUCUAAUGUGGUGGCCUUCGCUAGUACGUUACGACAAGUGAAGGAGGUGCGAGACGCGUCGGAGAAAGCCAGAGCGCUCAUGUUAGCUGAGGACUUCCCCGAGACGUGUCGCGUCAUCCACGAGGCACGAGAGACGCUGGACGGCCCGCUCAAGGGUGUCGCCUGUUUAAAACAUACGGCGCAUCACCUCGCCCAAUUCCAGGACCUAGCUUUGAGUUAUAUGGGCAACCAGUGGACGGCUUUAGCUGUCAUCAACGCCUGGGACGGCGACGGUGGGGUGGGUCGGAGAUCGGUUCCUGUCAGUAGAAUAGCGCCGCUCGUCGAAGGUUUGCGGAGGGCAGGUCGAUUACCUCAGGUUUUACAGAGGUAUCGCCAACGCUUCGACGAGGACGCUAGAGAUUUAGUGAAGACCGUGGUCUCAGAAUGCGCGGGCGGAACUGAUGAUGACGUGUGCGGGGAAGUGGCCGCGGCGCGGCUGGCGGCGCUAGAUGCGUCGGCCUUUCAAAGUUGUCUCGACUUGUGUCUGGAGCAUCUUCUUGCGAGUGUUUGUGGCGCCGUGGCGUUACAUAACGCUUUAUCUGCAUUACUUACAUCUAGGGUGGACCCUACAGUACUAAUCAAGAACGAGCCGCAAGCCCUUUCAGAGAUAGAAGAUGAUGAUUUGGUGCGGAACUCGAGGGACGGCGUGGGCGAGUUGUGCGAGGGCGUCCUGAAACGCGUCGGGCGGCUGGUGCAGCUCCGGAAAGAGCAAAAUGCUCGCCUCAAGCAGUCGGAGUUACGGAGAGUGUGGGCCUCGUCCCUAGCUUUCGCUUCAUCAAUAGAACGGGCCACGGGCGAGCCCGCCUUCGCGCUUCGAAGCGCUCUCGUGGCUCAGGCUCGGGCGUUUCUCGAGAAGAGGCACUCCGACGCGAAGGCGGCAUUAGUAGCGUGCCUAGACGCGGAACGCUGGGCCCAGGCCGACGUGACGCCGGAACGACAGUCACGGUUGGAUCGGUUGAGCCAAGGUUUAACAAAUGACGAGGAUGAUACCGUGUCUGAUGUGACACCGCCGGCGCGAGACAAACGGAGUCUACGAGCAGCAAACGUCGAAGGGCGCACGUAUAAAUGUGUGUGGAGUGGUCUGGUGCUGCUGGAUCGCAUUCUGGAUGCGUUAGGUGCUGCGGCAGCCUUCCCUGUGAUUGCCUCGGAGGCGACCGCGUGCGUCGUCGACCUAGCUAGAUUCUUCGAAAGUAGAACUAGACAGUUAGUGCUGUUCGCGGGGGCUCUACAUUCCUCGGCUCGCCUGAGAACUAUAACAGCAAAGCAUCUAGGAUUGGCCUCGCAAUCAUUAAAUUUGAUCGAAGCUUUAUUGCCGCACGUCCGAGCCGCUCUCUCGGACGCCUUGCAGAACAACGACUCCGAGCUGUUGAAGGAGGUCGAUGCUGUUUCUAGAGAUUAUGCUGAUCAUCAUCGGAAGAUCCUGGCGAAAUUCUCCACAAUUAUUGGCGAGGUCGUCGACGCCGCCGGCGCGUCUCUAUCUCAAUUCUCCUACGCUGCUUGCAGUGGCGAGGCGCCGUUCGCGCCUUUUGUGAGUGACGUGGCGAAGAAUUUGACUGCCUUGCAUGGAGUAUUAGCGAAGCAACUCCCACCUUCGCAGCUCGAGGAGGUCUGUGGGGACAUCUUUUCGUUGUUGUCCGUGCGGCUUCCCUUGUUGUUCCGGCCGGCGAUUCCUUCCUCUUCCGAAGCGAAGGAGAGGUUGGUUGAGGAUCUGAACUUUUUGAGGAGAGCGGCGAAGGAGUUAGAUUCGGCCGCGGCGGAGAAAUUGAGGCUGGACGCGUUCGUCGCCGAGGUGCGGGAGGGUAAUAAGCCGUCGUAAUUUAUCAC